Messenger RNA from Xylaria bambusicola, 1478 nucleotides. RefSeq lists its product as uncharacterized. The coding region runs from base 480 to 1271 and encodes 263 amino acids. The transcript has a single exon. NCBI's taxonomy places the organism in Eukaryota, Fungi, Ascomycota, Sordariomycetes, Xylariales, Xylariaceae. Gene Ontology annotation, biological process: cilium assembly. The record is from RefSeq and is a predicted model, not a curated record.
UGAGCCGUGUCGGUUUCAGGGUAACGCACUUGGACAUUGUUACUCGCAGGGUCAAGUGACAGCUAAUGCUGAGUCGAGUAACAACUGUGUGACGUGUUGUACCGCCUUUGACAACCCCGACGCCACCCACACUCGGUACAGGGGCAACUAACUCAAUGGCUUUGUUCGGAUAUAGCAGGGAACAUAUGUCUUCUUUCAAUGGGGGCUGGUUGAUAGAGAUCUUGGACGCUGCUGCAAUAAUUAGUAUAGAUAGCGAACAAGGUGAAUGCCGAUUGCUCCGUUGCCAGUGGCCGUGACACAGUGUUUCCUUAAAAGCAAACAGGCUUCGCUUGUUAUAUAUUUCUGCACCUAUUCUCAUCGUGAACACUAAAUCCAAUCAAGAGCAAUACCAUUCGCCUUUACUCUAAUUAGUAUCUCGACUUGUCUUUGCAAUAGACCUGGCACUAUCUUUUCGUAAAGGAGAGGUCGAAUAUCCCAUUAUGGCUCAAGGUUCCCUUAGUCGCCGUGACUUCAAUGUCCUGGAAAAGAUCAAGGACCCGGAAGCUAAUCCGGUAGCGGCCGUCAUGGUUGAUCCGAACUUGCCCAAAGACCCAAACAUCACAGACACCUCAGUGUACGAACGUAUUUCCCAGAAAGAACGAGAUAUCGUGUUGGCUAUUCAACAGUUGGAGAUGGAGCUUGCUGGACUAAGAGCUUCGACGACGACGGAACCGACCACCGACUAUCGCCGUUACGUCCACGACCUAGGAGAUCUGAUCUCAGAGUACCCUCGAUAUGGCAGUGCUAGAAACAACAGAGCACAGGCCCUGAGAAGAUUGUAUGGGGAUACCAUGCUUCUGCCGGAACAGCGCGACGAUAAGGCACUCCUAAAAGAAGUGGAUGCGAAUGAAGUUGCUCAAGCUGCUUUGACGACAUUGUUGGAUCUCGAUGAGGCCAUCUCCCUGCUGACCCCGAAAAGCCCAUUUGCCCCCAUAUCGCCAGUAGCAGGCAAAGCUCUAUCACAGGCUCACACCCAGAGAGCGGUGAUUUAUUAUAUGACAAGCAAAGCAAUUCGCUCGCAUGAUGAAAUCUGUCUCGGUGGGCGUAAAGAAGAGAGGUGGACUAAGCUGGAUUUCGAAAGCGCAGCGUCUAGAGAUUUCGCUUUAGGUGGGAGGUAUGGAAAUGAAAUUGCAAAGGGGUUAGCCGUGAGUACCAAUCCGACGGCGAAAUUAUGUGGUCAGAUCGUCCGGGAAGCGAUGAAGAAAGAGUAUGGCCCUGCAUUUGCGCAAUAACUAGCCUGAGUAACCAAUGGAUGCUGAAUCAAUGCACUUCUGCGUUGAAUAGUGUGCACGUCUUUGAGAGAUUUGCGCAGAUACCCGAUAAAUGGAAAUAAUAAUGCCUCCCUUAGCAAGAUUCUUAAGAUUUCCGAAGGAGUAUCAAUGGCUCUCGUAAGGUUUCUCUGAUGACGGCUGGCAGCGCCCAUGCACCACUGAUUGGGA